AGCAGCCUGUGUCAGUGGUUGUUGCCAUGGAGGACGCGCCGGUCGCUGGCUACGAGGGUAAGCGCAUCGUGGUGGUGGGCGCCGGCGUGGUGGGGGUGACGACGGCGGUGCGCGCGCAGCGGCGGCUGGCGGGGGCGGAGGUGGCGCUGCUGUCGGAGCAGGUGACGCCGCACACGACGGGGGACGGGUCGGCCGGCCUCUGGGAGCCCUACCUGCUGGCCGACACGCCGCCCGCGCUGGUGCAACGCUGGGCCGUGGAGACGUACCGGCACCUGCUGUCGCUGUGGCGGCGGCCGGAAGCUCCGGAGCUGGGAGUGAGCCUUCUGCCGCUGGUGUGCGUCAGCCAGCAGCCGCCUGGGCCGCCGCCGGCCUGGGCGCCGCACGUGCUGGGCUUCACACCCCUGCACCAGCACCAGCUGGACGCGCUGUCUGCUGAGCACGGCAGGCGCUACACGAGCGGCUUCAGCAUGGUGACGCUGACGGCGGAGCCCGCGCGGUGGCUGCCCAGCCUGCUGGAGGAGUUCAGGAGCCGAGGAGGGAAGCUGGUGCACCCGUACUCCGUGCGCGACCUCAGACAUCUCGAAAGGGAAUACGACGCCGUCGUCAACUGCGCCGGCCUCGGCGCCGCCAAGUUCGUCAAGGAUGACGACGACCCCGUCUUCCCUAUCCGCGGGCAGGUCGCCAGGGUUUAUGCGCCUUGGAUCAAGCACGUCUUUUUGGAAGAGUUUAGCGGUGGGAACUACGUAAUACCAAACAUAGACUCGGUGGUGCUGGGCGGCACUAGCCAGCACAGAGACUGGGAGUGCGAUGUGCGGCCAGAGGACUCAGAGCACGUGCUGGGUGGCUGCGCGAGACUGCUGCCUGCGCUGCGGAGUGCACCCCUGCUCGUCCAGUGGGCAGGGCUGAGACCCGCCAGGCGCCGAGUGCGUCUCGAGGCUCAGCGCCUGCCCGGCUCAGCGCUCAAGGUGGUGCACAACUACGGGCACGGUGGUGCAGGCAUAACUCUGAGCUGGGGCUGCGCUGGACACGCCGUUGACCUCCUGCAGCAGGAGCUGACAGCCUGCAAGCUCUGAGGGCCACCGUCGUCGUCUGCUAGAGGUUUUCCUAGGGGUUCCAGUUCCAGUGCAGUCAACCAGAAAGCCGUUACAUGAAAAAUAUUACUACCUCUACACCUUCAUCUACACUGUGUCAACACCUACAGCGACUACAGCGAUCACUUUGAAGUGUGUGGUAGAGGUUGCGCUCCACUGUACAAUAUGUUAAAGUUUCUUCCUGUUACAAUCGAGUGAGGAAGAAUUGCUGCUUAAAUUCCUCUGCGUGCGCUGUAAUUAGUCUAAUCUUACCUUAAUGAUACCUACGAGAGCUAAACGUACAGGGUUAUAGUACAUUCCUAGAUUGCUCACUUAAUACUGGUUCUUGAAACUAGAGGAGACAGCUCCAGCAGGAUAGUUGGCAUCUUUCAUAAACCCUCUGCCAGUUCAGGUUUUCAGAAUGCUCUCCUAUUCGUGCUGCCAUUCAUUGUAUACAUUCAUUAAUCCCGGAUAGUUCUACAUGGAAUGGGUCAAACUCACCUGAGAAGUAUCCUUAAAUGAAUUGCAAGAGUGCUUUGUAAGAAAUUUGUUGUUGACUGAUUGUAUUUUCCUAGUUUCCUACCUAUGCUCCGAUGUCUGCCACCCACUUUGCGUACGACUAAGUCUAUGUGAUCAUUCCAUUUCAUAUUCCUGCAAG
This is a messenger RNA of Schistocerca serialis cubense, 1728 nucleotides long. It is a transcript of the gene Daao2, whose product is annotated as D-aspartate oxidase. The record is from RefSeq and is a predicted model, not a curated record. The transcript has 7 exons. NCBI's taxonomy places the organism in Eukaryota, Metazoa, Arthropoda, Insecta, Orthoptera, Acrididae. Bases 27 to 1073 code for a protein of 348 amino acids. Gene Ontology annotation, molecular function: D-amino-acid oxidase activity; FAD binding.